Molecule: messenger RNA, 2031 nt
Organism: Anneissia japonica
Lineage: Eukaryota; Metazoa; Echinodermata; Crinoidea; Comatulida; Comatulidae
Product: peptidase M20 domain-containing protein 2-like
Exons: 3
Coding region: 21-1226 (401 amino acids)
Molecular function (GO): dipeptidase activity
Source: RefSeq, a predicted model, not a curated record
UUUAAGAAUUGAAACUCGUGAUGGAAGUUAUUGAUACACAAAAGGUUGAAUUAAAACAAAUUUCCAAUGAAAUUUGGAAGAAUCCUGAACUCGGAUACGAAGAAAAAUAUGCUCAUAAAGUUAUAACUGACUUUUUAGAGAAAAAUGGAUUUUACGUAGAAGAAAGCUACUUGCAUCCGACUGGUUUUCGAGCUACGUAUGGUACCACCACAGUAGAUGGCCUUGAAGGAGGCGAGAAGGAAGGCGCUCAUGCCUGCGUGAUGGUGGAGUAUGAUGCACUCCCGGAGAUUGGCCAUGCUUCAGGCAGAAAUCUUGUUACAGAGGCAGGAUUAGCCGCAGGAAUUGCUAUCAAAAGUUUGAUUGAGCAAGGCAAAAUAAAAGGAAAGGUGUCUGUCUUGGGUUGUCCAGAUCAUGAAGGAAAUGGCGGCAAAGUGGAUGCUAUAAAGAAACAUUUUUUUGAGGAUGUGGACUUUGCCGUUAGCGCACAACCAUACACUCUAGAUAUAUGCAAACCAGUGAUGCUAACAAUCAUGCGACUGUGUGUAAAGUAUAAGGGAAAACAGGCCCAUGCUUCUGCUCACCCGUGGGAGGGACGCAAUGCUCUUGACGCUGCCGUCUUGUGCUACAACAACAUCUCUGCACUCCGACAACAAUUGAAACCUCUCAUGCAAGUUCACGGUAUUAUAACUAAAGGAGGAGUGAAGCCAAACAUUAUACCAAGUGAGACUGUGAUGGAAUUUUACUUACGGGCUAAAGAUCAUGUGGACAUGGCAGUUUUACAGCAGCGUGCCAAUGCUUCAUUUGUGGCCGCCGCCAAAGCUACCGGAUGCGAAAUAGAGUUUGACUUCCACGAAAAACCGUAUUCCAACCUUUGUUCAAAUGCGACACUUGCGCACCUCUAUAAAAAAAAUGCGGAGAAACUUGGAAUUGUUUUCACACAGGACUGCGAAGAGCUACAAAUACCGGUUGGGUCUACAGAUGUCGGAAAUGUAUCGCAUGUAAUACCAACACUGCUUCCCAUGUUUAGCAUUGGAACAUCUGCGAUGAAUCAUACAGAAUCAUUCACGGAGGCCGCAGGAACAGAUUUGGCGCAUGAUUGUGCUUUGAGGGUAGGAAAGGCUUUGGCAGCGACAGUAAUUGACAUCAUGACGGAUAAAACUUCGCUUAACCAAAUGAAAGAAGAUUACUCGGAAGUCAACUGCGCAUCAAUGACUGCUUGGCAUUGAUUAAACUGUUUAUAAAAAUAACCAAUGAUCUUUUAUUCAAAUUCAAAUGACGAUUAGAUUCCCGAAAGACAACGUUGUGCUUAUACGCUAAAAGUCAAAAUCAAUUAAUGUUGCAUUGCUUUGAAAGGAUCAGUAUAAUGUUUCCUUAUUUUGUGCUAUUGCUACUAGCUGUAUAUAAACACACUGUAAAUAAUGCUAAUUACUGGUACCUUAGCAAUAUAUCAAGACCCAGUGCUGUAAAAUGAUGAAAAUAGUGCAUUUUAAGCCGGGUAGUCACUGCAUCAUAUGACCUUCAGCCGAAGAAUCAAACUCCGUUCCCUGCGAGCGUUAGACGACACAACAUAGUCUGCUUAUCAUCGGUCGCAGUCUGAACUGAUCGUCAUUAAAACUGAUUUGCUGCGCGGCCAUCGUGGUAUUGCAUUCUAUUUGGAAUUGCGUCAGGUGACGCCUGUGCACAGCGACUGGCCGGUUUUACACUUCGUCGGUAGAUAGCUACUGUAUUACUGUUGCAGAAUGCAGCACUUUUAUUGGUUCCUAUGCAUGUAAUGCAAUAAUUGUAAUCACUCUUAGUCACAUUCCUUUUGUUUUUUAUUGUGUGUAGUGUGUGCGUGUGUGUGUAGACAUUUAUGCAAAUGCGCAUGCGUCAAAGAAAAGUUUUCCGACAUUUUGAUUUACAUCGCGAUGGGAAGAUCGAAGUGAAGUUUCUGCAGAAUUCAGUCAGGACUCGCGCUAACCAACCGGAAAGUCGGCAUGGAUGAAAAUAUUUUGGUUUUACGGCAAAAAAAAAUCAAUUGCUGUAGGCAUA